Messenger RNA from Aegilops tauschii subsp. strangulata, 834 nucleotides. RefSeq lists its product as uncharacterized. Gene Ontology annotation, molecular function: DNA-binding transcription factor activity. The record is from RefSeq and is a predicted model, not a curated record. NCBI's taxonomy places the organism in Eukaryota, Viridiplantae, Streptophyta, Magnoliopsida, Poales, Poaceae.
AUAAACACACACACACACCCAAGCAGAGCUCACCACACCAGCAGCUACCUAGUAGUAGUAAAGGCUUGAUUUACAGAAUUGGCACCAAGAGAGCCAGAGUCUGAAUCAAAAGCAUUCGAUCUCCUUUGAUCUCUAAAGAAUGGCGGCUCCACCACCUUCCACCUUCAUCGACGACGACGAAGAUAUGGACGCCGUCGACCUGUCGCUGACACUCGCCCACACGCCGUGGCCGGCGUCACCGUCGUCUCCUCCGGCUGCUUCAUCAGGUGGUGGCAAUGGCAGUGGCAGUGACAACGGUGGUCGUGGUGGCGUGAGGCUGUUCCCCUGCCUGUUCUGCAACAAGAAGUUCCUCAAGUCGCAGGCGCUAGGGGGACACCAGAACGCACACAAGAAGGAGAGGAACAUCGGCUGGAACGCGCACCUCUACACCACCCCCAUCAACACCAACUCAGCCGCUGAUGCCAUGCCCAGUAACCACCAGACGAUGUACCCCAUCCAGGUCUCGCACUCCUGCCAGCACCAGGGGUACCCCCACCUCGCCGACGGCGGCUCGCCGGGGGGCAGCUGGUGGCGCGACCAGGACGGCGACAAGAAGCAGCAACAGCCGAGGAAGGUCGACCUUAACCUCAAGCUCUAGCUACCUAGUUCUGUUAUUUUCCUUUUUAUUAUUAUAUUAUUUUCCCCUCCCUCUUUUUUUAGUCGAUGUUUUCCUCUCUUUCUCUUCUCCCUUUUUAGUAGGUGUGGGUGGGUACUUGGUUAAUGAGUGUACCUUGUGCUGAUUGUACCGAUCGAGCGUGCAAUUGAUGAUAAUAAACAAGUAGUUGUUCGAUUGUU